CUGUCCCUAGGCUUUUCCGAGAGCGGGCGAGAGAGAUCGGUGAAGCCUGUCGGCUGCAGUAGCAGUACUACCCGAGAAAUCAAUUUAGAGCCGUCCGCUACCACAGGAAGAUCCAAUCAAAUACAAUGUAUAAGUAGGAGAAUACAAUAAAGGCAGGUGAAUCAUUUGCCAAGUCCCAAACAGUUGCCCUACUGGAAUCCAGCCGUGCGCUAUAUUUUGCUUAAAGGCAAGGCGCAUCGGUACUAUUCAUGUCAAAAUAUUGAAUUUCUAUCUGCAAUUUAACAAACCUAUCUUAUUUUCAUAUCUACUCGUCCUUUUGGUGUCGAACAUGGCAAAUGUAGCCAACGCGUACCGAAGCAAAUCGCUUGUUUAUCGUGCCGUAGAAGACAAUGAAGAGGACAAAGUAUUCCUACAUUCGCUCUUGCUCGAUCCACAAUCUUUCCACCAAAACAACUACGAUGAUUUACUCCGACCAAUCAAUCGAAAAACCUCCGAUUUGCAUCUCAAGUACAAAGAACCCACUCGUCUCAUCCAUGUGUUGAUCUGUCUUCCGGCCAACGAUGGAGAAAUCAGUGACCAAGACGAUGCUGGUUCUAGUGCCAAACAACCAGUGCCCAUUGGUUCCUUAAAUUUACACGGGGUCAAAGAGGGCCAACGCCACCACCGAACUCUUGACAUCGGAAUUCUGAUUGCUACCGAGUACCAAGGACGAGGAUAUGGAUCUGAAGCUAUCGAAUGGAUUCUCAAUUGGGGGUUUGAGGUUGCAGGCUUGCAUCGAAUCGGUUUGCAGAGUGCGUCUUUCAACACUGGGGCGAUAAAGCUUUGGAAAAAGUUGGGAUUCCAGCACGAUGGAAAUGAUCGCGAAGCUGUGUGGUUUAAUGGUGGCUGGCACGAUGAAGCUAGGUUCUCCAUGUUGGAGAGUGAGUGGCGCGCCAAAGUGAAGCUGGAGACUGCAGCAUGA
Periconia digitata is the source of this 961-nucleotide messenger RNA. NCBI's taxonomy places the organism in Eukaryota, Fungi, Ascomycota, Dothideomycetes, Pleosporales, Periconiaceae. The record is from the annotation of a GenBank genome assembly.